CCGCAACACCGAGGCCAAUUGGGCGACCAACACUCUCGUUCUCAAAACGAAGAGUGGACAGACGUAUCGCGUACCUUUCAUAGGUACCACGGCGAUACCACGCCCCGAUCCUCCUCCCCCGGAGCCGUCAGUGCCCACACCAUCCCCCUCUAUCACUGUCACCUCGCCACGGCAGUUCGCUCACUUCAUUCGAUAGGACGACGUCACCUUCUUUAUGGUGGACGUGAUGAAUCUCUUGCACUAUGAUCCACCCUGUCCCGACACCGAGCUCAUCCCUCUGGAGCUAGAUCCUCCCUCUAUCUCCAUGGCUCUCAUCUCUACUUCCGUCUCUCCGCCGUCCGUCGAGUCCACCCUGCCGUCGGGCGCUGAUGCUGACGCUGAGGAACUCGCACGAUAUACGGCUGACCUGGAGCCCGCAGUUCGUGACCUCAUCCGAGAGUACCACGACGUUUUCUCAUCGUCGUUCUCGUAUGCCGGCAUCCCAUCGAUGCGUAACGUCGAGCACUCCAUUCAACUUGUGCCUGACUAUCGUGUUCACCACCAGGCACCCUACAGACUCUCGAUUCCCGACGCCACCGAACUCGAGCGUUUGCUUGAGGAGCUCCUCAGACUGGGUUUCAUUAAACCCAGCAACUCGUCGUGGGGUGCACCCGUCCUCUUUGCUCGUAAAGCGGAUGAAACUCUCCGUCUCUGCAUCGACUAUCACGGUCUCAAGCGCUACACGGUUAAGAACAGCUACCCCAUGCCUCUUUCCGAUGAGUUGUUCGACCGCUUAGCAGGCAACCGCUUCUUUACGAAGAUUGAUCUUCGUAGCGGUUACCAUCAGAUCCGCGUCGCUGCAGCCGACCAGCCGAAGACAGCGUUCCGAUCGCGCUUCGGCCACUACGAGUUUACGGUGAUGCCAUUCGGCCUCACCAAUGCACCCGCCACCUUCCAGAGGGCAAUGAACGACAUUUUCAGGGACAUCCUGGAGCAGUACGUUCUCGUCUACCUCGAUGAUAUCCUGGUCUACAGUCGUACCCUUGAGGAGCACCUUAGACACCUCCGCGAUGUCCUUGACCGCUUGAGCAGACAUGGCUUCUACGCCAAGCUGAGCAAGUGCCGCUUUGCCCAGCACAAAGUGGAUUUCUUAGGACACUAUGUGUCUGACCAGGGUCUCCAUUUGAACGACGCGAAGAUCACUACUAUUGCGGAGUGGCCCGCCCCCACAUCCGCCAAGCAGCUUCGCAGCUUCCUAGGCCUGACCAGCUACUAUACCUUCUACUCCCGUCAGCUCCUGCCCGCCGAGAUAAACUACACCGCUGAUGAACGUGAGGUUCUCGCAGUAGUUUAUGCCGCUCGGCACUGGCGUCACUACCUGCACAGGGCACCAUUCACGGUGCGCACGGACAACUCUGUUGUCCAGGCUUUUCUGACAAAGCCGAAGCUCACUCCUCGACAGGCUUGCUGGUGGCGCGACCUAUCCGAGUUUAGUUUCACCACUGAGCACAUCAAGGGUGAGCCUAAUCGGGUCGCAGAUGCCCUAUCCCGGCGCCCGGACCACGACCAGGAGCACAUCCAGCUCUCUUCCAUCUCGGUCACCAUCGUCCACCACUCGGUGACAGACGAGUUUCACACUCAGUACCGCCACUGCCCCGACUAUCGCGACAUCCACGCGACCUUUCGGAGUGGCAAGACCGUCCCGAACUACUCUCUCGGGGACAACGGUCUUGUGUACUGGCACGGUUCACAGGGCACCAGAGAGCCCCGUAUUUGCGUUCCCUCCACUGGACAGCUACGUGUCCGAGCAGUAGCAGAGUUCCAUGACCAGGCAGCUGCCGGUCAUAUCGGCUUCCACACGAUGUUGGCUCGUGUGAGCCGCCUGUACGUCUGGCCUAAACGCAAGGACUUUGUGAAGGACUACGUCGCAGAGUGUUCCACCUGUCAGGAGGUGAACAGUGCGAACCACCUGCCUUAUGGUUUGCUCCAGCCUCUUCCUAUCCCUGAGGGUCGUUGGCAGUCCAUCUCGAUGGACUUUAUCGGUCCUCUUCGUCCUCCGACCCCUCGCAGUCAUGAUGCUAUCCUGGUCGUCAUCGACCGCUUCACGAAGCGUGCACGCUUUGUUCCGUGCCGCUAUGCCAUCAGUGCACGUGAGGUGGCCGACAUCGUGUUUGACCGAGUCGUGCGUGACCACGGCUUAACUCUGAGCAUCAUAUCUGACCGUGACCCGCGCUUUACCACCCGAUUCUGGCGACGGCUCCACGAGGUGUACGACACUCAGCUCCGCGUCUCCUCGUCUUACCAUCCUCAGACAGAUGGUCAGACCAAGAUCACGAACAGGACUCUCGGAGAUAUUCUCCGAAAGAUUGUUCGUGACGACCAGAAGUGGGAUCUCCAUCUUGCCCACGCGGAGAUAGCCUACAACCACGCCGUCUCGCUAGCCACGGGGAUGUCGCCUUACUAUUGCGACCUCGGCUAUCACCCUCAUGUUCCCGCGGACUUCCUUCGACCAUCCCAGCUGCACCCCGACACGAGUUGUCCCGCGCUGGACGAUUGGGUUGCACACAUGACGUCGAUCAUGAAGACCGCACAUGARCACAUAGCCGCUUCCCAGACUCRCAUGGCARCACAUGCGAACCGAUCGAGGAUGGAUCAUUCAUUCAAAGUCGGUGAUGAUGUGCUUAUCGACGCCCGCCACUUACAGCUCGAAGCGGACACGCUUCGCAAGUUUCGACGUCGCUUCUUUGGCCCAUGCCGCAUCCUCCAGGCCGUCGGUUCUGAUACGGCAUCUAGCCCGGUCAGCUUCCGUGUGAAGCUGCCCGACUACCUACGCCAGACUCUUGUGCACAAUGUUUACCACAUCUCGUUACUGCGUCCUUACCGCAGACCGUCUGAGCGUUUCACCGGACGACCAUACGAGCGCCCUCCACCCAUCAUGGUGGACGGUCACGAGGAGUUCCUCGUUUUAGACAUCAUUGGUCACCGAGUCACCGACGAUAACCCUCCCCACGUCGGGUAUCUCGUAUGUUGGAAGGGUUACCCAGAUGAGGAGGCUACCUGGGAGCUCCUCGAGCACUUUCAGCACGCUCGCAUGUUGGUGCGUGCAUAUGACCGUGCUCGUCGUGCUGGGUUCACUGCUCCUCCUCAGCUCACGGACCCUCCUCCUUCUCCUCCGGCUGAGGAGACCGCUGAAGUCGAGCCUGCUCCAUCUGAGGCAGACCUUCAGCAGCAGCCGGAUGCUUCUGAGCGUCCACAGUGCACUCGUCGUCGUCCUGCUCGAUACGACGAUUGACUCUGACUUACCUUCCCACGUC
This is a messenger RNA of Chara braunii, 3293 nucleotides long. The record is from the annotation of a GenBank genome assembly. Lineage: Eukaryota; Viridiplantae; Streptophyta; Charophyceae; Charales; Characeae.